CUCACUGCGAACCGGCUGCGGCGACUGGAGUACUUUCCGUGGAUCGAAACAUGGGAGAUGAUCGGGCUGUCAUAAUACCGACAGGAACCGUCUGCAGCCCAGGCGCUGUCCUGUCAGUGAUCUGUCCUUCCAGCAGUACCCCGGCAUGGUGCCAGAUAAUGAACACAACGCGAGCUCCCGCAUCACUUAUGGUGCCUUUAAAAAAUACAACAGAGCUCACCAAUGGAUCAAACCUAAACUUUGCAGAGUCUUUUGGAAAUAAGUACAAUCUCUAUAUUGGGCUGGCGUUGGCCAUCGGUUCCAGUCUUUUCAUUGGAUCAAGUUUCAUAAUGAAGAAAAAAGGCCUUUUGCGAUUGGCUGAAAAAGGAGUCGCCAGAGCAGGUCAAGGUGGAUUCUCGUAUCUGAAGGAAUGGCUGUGGUGGGCAGGAUUGCUUUCAAUGGGUGCAGGUGAAGCCGCCAACUUUGUUGCAUAUGCGUUUGCCCCGGCAACUCUGGUGACUCCUCUUGGCGCACUUAGUGUCCUUAUAUGUGCCGUGUUAUCAUCUUAUUUCCUGAAUGAGAAGUUGAACAUUCACGGGAAACUGGGCUGUCUUUUGUGUAUUUUGGGAUCUACAAUGAUGGUCAUUCAUGCUCCUCAGGAAGAGGAGGUCACCUCUCUGCAUGAAAUGGAGAUUAAGCUAAGAGAUCCAGGCUUCAUUACUUUUGCUACGCUGGCGUUUGUGGCUUCAUUGCUGCUGAUACUUUUGGUUGCCCCAAAGAAAGGCCAAACAAAUAUACUGGUGUAUAUUGCCAUCUGUUCCAUUAUAGGAGCAUUCUCAGUGUCAUCUGUGAAGGGACUGGGCAUUGCCAUUACUGAAUUAAUUGAGAAGAAGCCCGUUUACAAAGACCCACUCGUCUUCAUCUUAUUGUUUACCUUGGUAGUCUCUGUGAGUACACAGAUCAAUUAUCUCAACAAAGCUCUGGAUGUGUUCAACACCUCAAUGGUGACCCCCAUUUAUUACGUCUUUUUUACCACUAUGGUGGUCACUUGUUCUGUAAUACUGUUCAAAGAAUGGAACAGUAUGAGUGCCAGUGAUAUGAUUGGAACAUUGAGUGGUUUCAUUACCAUUAUUGUUGGUAUCUUCCUCCUACAUGCUUUUAAGAACACUAACAUUACAUGGAGUCAGAUCACUUCCAGUGUAAAAAAAGAAAAAUACGGGCUCUAUGAUGACCACGAAGAUCAACACAGCUUGCUUGGGAGUACCGAUGGUUCAUUGCUGACACUUGAGGAUGAAAAUGCCAUCUCCAGUAGAGCAAAUCAAUUCAAAUAGAAUGUUUCCUUGGCUAAAAACUGAUGCUAUCCUACAUGGCAUAUUCUACUAUGUGCCUAAUUUGUUUACUGUGCAAAGUUUGGGGCUUCAAGAUGGAAAUAUAUAAAUACUGUAUAUAUAACUAGGUAAAUACUUAUGUUAUGGUUCACAUUUUGUCAUGUGAUGUCCUUCUGGAUCACGGUUUUGUUUUUAUAUAAAUGAAAAGGAAAUUGACUAACAAUCCAUGUACAAGCUACAUAUUUCUAGGGAACUGGGCUAUUUGUCUUUGGCAUUUGCCUUUUAUGCCAGAUGGCCUGUCCAAGCUUGAAGGCAAUUUAUACUUCUUUUUGUAUAGGCAUUUUGCAAAUAAAUCUGAGCCUGGACUGAUCAGAUUAUAUUCAUUAUAUGGCAGAUUUGAAUUUUAUCUUUGAAACAGCAAAGAUGCUCAAUUGCUCAUCAAGGUGCUAACAAAAAAUUCACUGCUUGCCUUAAU
This is a messenger RNA of Spea bombifrons (plains spadefoot toad), 1782 nucleotides long. It is a transcript of the gene NIPAL1, whose product is annotated as NIPA like domain containing 1. The transcript has 6 exons. Gene Ontology annotation, cellular component: membrane. The record is from RefSeq and is a predicted model, not a curated record. Gene Ontology annotation, molecular function: magnesium ion transmembrane transporter activity. The coding region runs from base 51 to 1310 and encodes 419 amino acids. Gene Ontology annotation, biological process: magnesium ion transport. Lineage: Eukaryota; Metazoa; Chordata; Amphibia; Anura; Pelobatidae.